This is a messenger RNA of Salvelinus fontinalis (brook trout), 5178 nucleotides long. RefSeq names its product rho GTPase-activating protein 20-like. The transcript is spliced from 15 exons. Lineage: Eukaryota; Metazoa; Chordata; Actinopteri; Salmoniformes; Salmonidae. The coding region runs from base 384 to 3923 and encodes 1179 amino acids. The record is from RefSeq and is a predicted model, not a curated record. Gene Ontology annotation, biological process: regulation of Rho protein signal transduction; signal transduction. Gene Ontology annotation, molecular function: GTPase activator activity.
UGUGUAAGGAAUUGGCACAGCCAAUUUGUUUCAGUGUGUGGAGAGCCUGAGUGAGGUGCGUGCAUAGUGGACCUAUAACUUGUGAAGAUGUGCAUGACUUAGACAGUUCGUUUUCAACACCAGACAACUAAACUUUCAUUAUCACCCACGACGGACAUAAUACCGUAUACAGAUCCUGUGCGUACUUUAUACGACUUUGGUUGGACUGCAAGGCGUCGACAGGAGAAUUGACCUUUCUUUCGCACAUGCACAGCGACGCAUGGGUGGAAUGCUUCUAACGAAUAAGGACUUUUAUGGAGUUUCUUUCUUUACUUCGUCUUUGGAUAGCGUUGGGACAGUAGAGCGCGGUUGUAGCUCCCCUUUUCCCGCGGAACACUACCUGGAUGGAAACCAUGUCACCACAGCAACAGAACGAGCUGAGCCGCAGGACGUCACUCACCGGCGAGUCCAAGACCAGCACGCAACAUGAACACAAGAGGAGGAUGAAGUCUCUGAGCCAUCGUCGACAGUCCGCUCCCUCUCUGGUCAUCAACAAAGCCCUGACCAGAUCCAGAACUUUCUCCAGAGAGAGCUUCCUGGUUCCUGUCUGUCCAGAGACGUGCCCAUUGGUCCAGUCGUUCCUGUGUCCUGAUAGGGCGUUCCUCCUGCACGGCCACGUCACGCUGAAGACUGGGCUGCAGACGCAGGACAGAGACCUCUUCCUCUUCACCGACAUCCUCAUCAUCGCCAAGUCCAAGUCUCCCACACACUUCAAGCUGAAGGCCCAGGUGUGUGUGGGUGAGAUGUGGACAGCCCAGUGUAUGGAGGACGUAUGUGAGGGCAGCACCAACCCAGAGAGGAGCUUCGUCAUGGGCUGGCCCACCUGCAACUGUGUGGUCACCUUCAGCUCUGAGGUCCAGAAGGAGAGAUGGCUCUCCCUGCUCAAAAGUCGAAUAAAAGAGGAGAAGGAAAAGGAUGAUCCUAAAACCAUUCCGCUGAAGGUGUUUGGGAAAGGCAUCGGGAGUUGUGCUCAGGCCGUCAGUAAGACCUUGGGUGUCAGUAACUCUGAUUCAACCAAUGAGGUUGUCCGACUCGCUCUUCAACAGUUUGGUGUCACGAGCUGUGUGAAGGACUACCAGCUGUGGGUACGCUCCAAGAGGGACAACGCCCCUUACCCUCUCAUUGGUCAUGAGUUCCCUUUCAGUAUCCAGAUGAGUCAUAUGCGGGAGCCCCUGGCCCAGCCGGGCCGCAGGGACACAGUUCCACCUCCAGACAGACAGAGGGCGAUGCACCGCGACCAGGUACAGGUGGACAAACAGUGCCAGUUCAUCCUAAAGACCCGAUGCAGCUCCACAACAACAACGCCUGUGAUUGUAGACCCAGCUCAGAAGCCCUUCAAGCGAAGGCGUUCUCUCAUCAACUGGGCUUUCUGGAAAGGCUCCAAUCCUAACCUCCACAGUUCCUCUACAAACCUCUCCUCUCCUGCCCCCGGCUACCUGUUUGGCCAAUCGCUGAGCACCAUCUGUUGGGACAACUCCCUGCCCAAGCCCGUCAUGGACAUGCUGGUGUUCCUGUACAACGAGGGUCCGUUCACGCGGGGGAUAUUCCGACGGUCAGCGGGGGCGAGGGCGUGUCGUGAACUCAGGGACAGACUGGACUCUGGGGCUCAGGAUGUCCCGCUGACACGGGAGCACGUCUUCAUCAUCGCUGCUGUGUUUAAGGACUUCCUGCGGAACAUUCCGGGCAGUCUGCUGUGUUCCGAUCUCUAUGAACAGUGGAUGGAUGUGAUGGAGGAAGCAGAAUUGGAGGAGGCAGAGGAGGAGGAGCAGGCACAAGAUAUAACGAGGCUGAUUGGUCUACUGCCCAAAGAGAACGCCCUUCUGCUACGCCACGUGGUCGCCGUGCUGCACGGUAUCCAGGAAAACGCCCAUGACAACCAGAUGAACGCCUUCAACCUGUCUGUGUGCAUUGCUCCCAGCAUGCUCUGGGCCCCGGGCCCCAGCAGCCCCGAGGUGGAGGGCGAGGGCGCCAAGAAGGUGUGUGACCUGGUGAGGUAUAUGAUAGAACACUGCCAGGAGGUCCUGGGACAGGAUGUCACCUCUGUGUUUGGAGGUCUACCCCGGAAACGUGCCGAAUCGGACGUGUCUUCCUUCCACCUGACCGACUCGUCUUAUGACAGCCUGGAGAACAUGCUGAAUGAUGACAGCAGUGAGUCUCCAUGCCUCCACACCUCACGGCGGCGCUGGAGAGCCAAGCCCCUGCAGGGCAGCCUGGACUCGGUCCUCACCCUGAGUGACUGCGACCUGGAGCAGCCCGACCUGGACACAGACCCCAACACCACAGACCCCCAAUCUGGCAACCACAGUGAUACGAUCACACAACCUGGAUCUGGCAACCUCCUCCAGCCCUCAACACCAGCCCGAGGCAGGACCAGGAAACUCAGCCCAGCUGCGCCCCCCUCCUGUCCCAGCCCACCAACUCCUCGGAGGGGGGGGAGGAGGUGCUCCGAGCCGGCCAUAGGGUACUCUGUGGCCAGCUUCGUGGCGCGACUGGCAGGGAACGCAGACAGGCUGGGCAGCAUCGAUGACCUGGCUGGAGGUGGGGAGAUGUUUCACAGCUUACGGAAGGAUGGACAGACACACGGACCCACACACACAGGGGACUGGAAUGGCAGUAAGGGUGUGUGUGAGGGUUCGGGGUCACAAGGUGCACAGACGCGACGCCGGGAUGCGAGCUACUCCAGUCUCUCUUCGACGCCCACCUCCCCUACCCCCCCCACACGCUCCUCAGUGGACUCCCUGGACAGCCUCCUCUCCCACUCCAGCAUCCAGUCCGCUGCAUUCUGGCAACCCAGGGUGGGACCCAACGCUGCAAGAUUGACUCCCUCCCCUGUCCCUCCUGGUCCUCCUGUCCCUCUAACCCCCAUAUCUUCCCCUACUUUAACCCAUAGUCUACCCAUCCCAGCUCCAGGCCAGGAGCUCAGUCUCAAUAUCUCCCCGCCGAAGGAGAUCCCUUCCUGGGGUACGCUGAUGGGCUGCAGGGGGCUCCAUCCCAACACCUGGUUGAAGAGAGGCCGCAGACUGUCGCUGUCGCAGCAGGAGGAUGAGGGGGGAGUGGUGGGUUCCACUAACAAGACUCUCCCCACUAGCAAGUCAUGUCAGGAUAAAGGAGGGCUGAAACAGUCAUCUGAGGACCCCCCCAAGUCCAGCCUGGCCAGCUGCCCCCCAAAGGCAGGAGGGUUGCAGAAUCGCGGCAGGGUGACCAAGGACCGAAGAUCCAAUCAAGGCUCGGUGAGCCCACCAUCAUCGCGCCAGAGGUCCCUGGAGCAUUUCCACUCCUGCCGCUCUCCCUGCUACCAACCAACAGACAGACCCCUCACUGUCAAAGAGCUGAGAGAGAUACACAGCCGGGCCUGCGCAGCGAGCAACACAGGAUAUGAUGUCACAAACCAGGGCAGCCGUACCCCUCCCCAACAUGUGUUCUUUGGGCAGGGUGGACCCAGCUUGUCCCUAGCCAGGCAGAAGUCCCACUCUCUAGCCCCAGGCAAGGAUGGUCUCUCCGGGGGCAGGUGUUCCCAGCGCCGGAGCUCCGAGCCUGGGGCAGCACAUCUAGGCGAAGUUCUGGUUAAGGCCUCACACCCGGAUAGGCUUCACAGAGAGGCCAAACUGGGUCAGAGGUCAAAGUCAGUGGACGGGUCCCAAGACCUGGGGUUGAAGGUGUCCGACACGGACCAAAGCGGGGCUCCGAGGUUUUGCCUGUCUCCCUCUGCCACCAAGGCUGUGAGGGACUAUUUCUCAUCUCACACGCACAGCAAUCCCCAUAGUGGGCAGCAGGUGGCGCUAGCCCUGAUUCAGGGGCAGAGGGAGCGGCUCAGGAGGUGUAGUGAUCCCAUUCUGGAGCCUGACUUUGACCAACUGCUCUUUGCUGAAGAGUCCUACGUGUGAGACCAUCACUGGUUGUGAACAGUCACAUAAAAUGCUUCUACAUACAGCUGUGAAUGUACAGGUAGAGUCAUGUAGGACCAUAACAGAACCAAAACAUAGCGCUUAUGAGAAUCACAGAUAUAACAGCCUUCUGCUUAUUGUGGACAAACAUUCCUAUACUUACAAUGCACUUUGCUUUUCACAAUCAAUUGGUAAUAAGACUCUCAUAUAUUAUUAUAGAUUCUACUAAAAGAGCUCACUGAAGUGAAUGUAUCAUGUACGUAUUAGGACUAGCGAGGGAAGAGUAGAUUCAGAUUAUGUAAUGUGUUGUUUUAGAUCGCAGAAGUGAAGAAAUGUACUUUAGGGAUCAGGCUAUUUGGUUGGAUUACAUGUGAGAUUAUUCACAGGGACCCUUGCAGUGAACUGCCCAUGAUCAGUAUAAGAUUACAAAAACGUUUACUUUUAAACAAAAAUUCCUUACUAAACCGUGUCAUAUUUAGACAGUGUAUGCGAGGCUGUGAUUUUGCAUUGACAGUAUUUUGUAAAUAACAAAGACGAUCUUGACUGCCAAUGAAUAAAUGUUGAUAACGACAAAGCAAAGUGCUUUAAGCUUACAGCUGUAGUGUUUCCUCAAAAUACUUCUCAAACUCUGUAUUUCAAUAUGUACUGUAUAUGUGGCAGGAUGUCUGUGUGUCUGAGAGAUGUUGUGCUCCAUUCACUCUGUAUUGCUGAAGCGUUACUGAUUCUGCGAUCGAAAUGUAAAGGUCGUUUCCCGAUUGAGCUGACAUACAGUAUGCAGCGUUUACCGUGAAUGCAGUCUCCGCAAAAGCGGGAACGUUGCCUUUAAAUUUCAAUCACGCUGAAAAGCUGAACUUCCACGAUGCGGAUUGAAUAGAGCCCUAUGUUUGUAUAGAUGUGUCUGAGAAGUAUACAUUAAUUAUAUAAUCUGUACGGUAAAUUUACAGUAUAUGCAGUAUGAUUGUUCGCUUAUUUUCUACAUUUGAAGGUAUUCAUUUCAUACUAAUUGCUGCCAAUUGUCUUAUGUGCAUUUUCACAUAGCUUUCUACACCAUAAAUUGUGCUUUGUUCUCUUUGUAUUUGUGCCCAUAGGAUGCUUUAUAAUGUUUAAAGUGUACACGCUGUGCUGUAUUGAGAUUGUACAAGCUGGCAGAUACCGCCGCUGCUUUAAUAAACUGGCUACUACACUCGUUUGAUGUGUAACGCAUAAGAUAAUCAGAUCAUCGAAUAAAACAAACCACCUUGGCUAGUAAGACUAA